This is a messenger RNA of Ceratotherium simum simum (southern white rhinoceros), 1871 nucleotides long. It is a transcript of the gene SSTR1, whose product is annotated as somatostatin receptor 1. Lineage: Eukaryota; Metazoa; Chordata; Mammalia; Perissodactyla; Rhinocerotidae. Gene Ontology annotation, molecular function: somatostatin receptor activity; neuropeptide binding. Gene Ontology annotation, biological process: cellular response to estradiol stimulus; neuropeptide signaling pathway. Gene Ontology annotation, cellular component: plasma membrane; neuron projection. The record is from RefSeq and is a predicted model, not a curated record.
GCUGGUGGUGCCUAGUAAUCAUUCACCAGCCCAGGGCCGCGCUAGUUAAUGGCUGUGCCGCGCGGGGCUCCAGCCUCCCGGCCUCCCCUCUCCACGCUCGCGUGUGCCCAGGCGCCCCGGAGCGGCAAGCGGCUGGGCGCAGGCAGCCGCUGGGCGAUGCGCCCCGCCGGCGCGGGUCGGAGCCGCGCUCCCUGCAGCCGCCGCGCGCUCCCCCGAAGCGCGCGGCGGCUGUGAGCUGCGAGAGGGCGGCCGGGGUGCCAAGUGAGGGCGCAAGCAGCAGGGGCGCGAAGAGAGCGCUCCAGCCUCGGCAGCCCCAUCGGGCCCCACCAGCUGAGAUGUUCCCCAAUGGCACCGCCUCCUCUCCCUCCUCUCCUAGCCUCAGCCCGGGCAGCUGUGGUGAAGGAGGCGGCAGCAGGGGCCCCGGGGCCGGAGCUGCGGACAGCAUGGAGGAACCGGGGCGAAAUGCGUCCCAGAACGGGACCUUGAGCGAGGGCCAGGGCAGCGCCAUCCUCAUCUCUUUCAUCUAUUCCGUGGUGUGCCUGGUGGGACUGUGUGGGAACUCCAUGGUCAUCUACGUGAUCCUCCGCUAUGCCAAGAUGAAGACGGCCACCAACAUCUACAUCCUCAACCUGGCCAUCGCCGAUGAGCUGCUCAUGCUCAGCGUGCCCUUCCUUGUCACCUCCACGUUGCUUCGACACUGGCCUUUCGGCGCGCUUCUCUGCCGCCUCGUGCUCAGCGUGGACGCAGUCAACAUGUUCACCAGCAUCUACUGUCUGACUGUGCUCAGCGUCGACCGCUACGUGGCCGUAGUGCACCCCAUCAAGGCUGCGCGCUACCGCCGGCCCACCGUGGCCAAGGUGGUGAAUCUCGGCGUGUGGGUGCUCUCGCUACUCGUCAUCCUUCCCAUCGUGGUCUUCUCGCGCACGGCGGCCAACAGUGAUGGCACGGUGGCCUGCAACAUGCUCAUGCCGGAGCCCGCCCAGCGCUGGCUGGUGGGCUUCGUGUUGUACACGUUUCUUAUGGGCUUCCUGCUGCCCGUUGGGGCCAUCUGCCUGUGCUACGUGCUCAUCAUCGCCAAAAUGCGCAUGGUGGCCCUCAAGGCCGGCUGGCAGCAGCGCAAGCGCUCGGAGCGCAAGAUCACCCUGAUGGUGAUGAUGGUGGUGAUGGUGUUUGUCAUCUGCUGGAUGCCUUUCUAUGUCGUGCAGCUGGUCAACGUGUUCGCAGAGCAGGACGACGCCACGGUGAGCCAGCUGUCGGUGAUCCUUGGCUACGCCAACAGCUGCGCCAACCCCAUCCUCUAUGGUUUCCUUUCGGACAACUUCAAGCGCUCUUUCCAGCGCAUCCUGUGCCUCAGCUGGAUGGACAACGCUGUGGAGGAACCGGUCGACUACUACGCCACCGCCCUCAAGAGUCGCGCCUACAGCGUGGAGGACUUCCAGCCUGAGAACCUGGAGUCUGGAGGCGUCUUCCGUAAUGGCACCUGCACAUCCCGGAUCACGACUCUCUGAGCGCUGGCUUCGCAGGGGCCCUGUGCCAGGGGAGGGGGAAGAUGAGGAGAAAGGGAGGCCGGGUGCGAGAGAUGAAAGUAUCCGGGGCGUCAGGGUGUUAUGAGGCAAAGUGGGGCUAGGACGCUGCGCGCCCUGGGUGGAGAGACCCGGGAAAGGCGGGCGACAAAGGUGGAAUUGGGCGCUAUGCUUAUACACUGGGAAGGCUUGCGGGCCCCUUUCUCCUCCGUCUCCUGCUUUCGCUCCUUCCUCUACUGCUCUUGCACUUCUGCACCCCUCUAUGCUCCCCACUCUGCAACUUCGAGCUUUCCUUCCGCCGGGUCCUGCCGGUGCGGAUCAUGAACUCAUUAACGUCGCCCACUCAGC